GUCUCAGUUGCUUGGGAGUGGGGAGCAAUGCUGCUCGCUUCCUGUUCAGGCAUGAUCACAUAGCCACGCUUCCUGCUCUGCCCUCCUUCCUGUGGACUCUGCCUCCUCACCACAGAGAUGCCCUGGCAAGUCCAGGGUCCUGGAGCCAGGAAGAAAAAAAACCAUGGAUGCCAGGGAACAUGCCUUAGCUUCCCUGAUACGUGACACCAGCGGCCCUGGGGAGCUGCCUGUGUGUCACCAGCAGAGCAAGACAAAGAACUGGUCCUUCUCGCUCGUGGUGGCUGCUCUCGUGGGAGCCUUCGGAUCCUCCUUCCUCUAUGGGUACAACCUCUCGGUGGUGAAUGCGCCCACGCCGUAUAUCAAGGCCUUUUACAACGAAACCUGGUACAGAAGGCAUGGACAUCCCAUAGACCCGGAUACCCUGACUCUGCUCUGGUCUGUGACUGUGUCCAUAUUUGCCAUUGGUGGCCUGGUGGGAACACUGAUGGUGAAGAUAAUCGGAAAAUUUCUUGGGAGGAAGUCCACAUUGCUGGUCAACAAUGGAUUUGCCAUUUCUGCGGCGUUGCUGAUGGCCUGCUCACUCCAGGCAGGAACCUUUGAGAUGCUCAUUGUGGGUCGCUUCAUCAUGGGCGUGGAUGGAGGCAUCGCACUCAGCGCGCUCCCCAUGUACCUCAACGAGAUCUCACCCAAGGAGAUCCGGGGCUCUCUGGGCCAGGUGACUGCCAUCUUCAUCUGCAUCGGCGUGUUUUCUGGACAGUUGCUGGGUCUGCCGGAGCUGCUGGGAAGGGAGAGCACCUGGCCAUACCUGUUCGGAGUGAUCAUUGUCCCUGCCUUGGUCCAGUUGGCGAGCCUGCCAUUUCUCCCUGAGAGCCCACGCUAUCUCCUCUUUGAAAAGCAUGACGAGGCAGGAGCCAUGAAAGCCUUCCAAACAUUUCUGGGGAAAGCAGAUGUCUCCCAAGAAUUGGAGGAGGCCCUGGCUGAGAGCCGUGUGCAAAGGAACCUCCGCCUGGUGUCUGUGCUGGAGCUUCUGAGGGCGCCUUUUGUCCGCUGGCAGGUCAUCACUGUCAUUAUCACCAUGGCCAGCUACCAACUAUGUGGACUCAACGCGAUCUGGUUCUACACCAACAGCAUCUUUGGGAAGGCUGGGAUCCCUCAGGACAAGAUCCCAUACAUCACCCUGAGCACGGGUGGAAUUGAGACACUGGCUGCUAUCUUCUCUGGCUUGGUCAUUGAGCGCUUAGGAAGGAGACCUCUCCUCAUUGGUGGCUUCGGGCUAAUGGCUCUCUUCUUUGGGACCCUCACGGUGACGCUGACCCUGCAGGACCAAGCUCCCUGGGUCCCUUACCUAAGCAUCGUGUGCAUCUUGGCCAUCAUUGCCUCGUUCUGCAGCGGUCCAGGUGGGAUCCCGUUCAUCCUGACCGGUGAGUUCUUCCAGCAGUCGGAGCGGCCGGCAGCCUUCAUGAUCGCAGGCACAGUCAACUGGCUCUCCAACUUUGCUGUAGGGCUCCUGUUCCCCUUCAUCCAGAAAAGCCUGGACUCCUAUUGCUUCCUUGUCUUUGCCACAAUAUGUAUCGCGGGUGCUACCUACUUCUAUUUUGUCCUCCCAGAGACCAAGAACAGAACCCACGCAGAAAUCAGCCAGGCAUUCGCCAAGAGGAACAAGGCUCACCCCCCAGAGGUGAAGGCUCACUCAGCCAUGGCAGAGGAGAAGGCCAACAGCCAGACUGAGCCGGAUCCAUCCUCCACUCUGGACAGCUCUGGCCAAAACAAAAUUGUCUAAAUGUGUGUUCUUGCUACAGUAACCCAAGACUUUCCAAAAACUUAGAAGGUUUCAGGUAACCAAAGCCACGUGAGACUCCUAUACUGGGGAGUUAGGAAGAAACCUGUGGGGAUCAAACCUCACAGCUGCACGUCCAGACUCCCCUGGAAGCAUUCUGAGGUUUGCUACACUCAGUACAGGCUGUCUUCCUCAUGACUGAACCCAUAGUUUUGAAAUAAAGUUGUGGGAAAGGGAACAUAGGAAAGCCAUCCUGUCUGAUGGACACUCAUGGUUCUGAGAAUGGCAGCCUGGGGCUUGUCUCAGCUGUGCUGUUGCUAAGCAACCCUGACCUGCCCUCAGCCUCUAACCUCCAGGCCCCUAGACCUUGGAAGGCUUUCCCACUUCCAUGGGAAGAUCCUUUGUCCCACUAACAAAUGCCUGUUGCUAAUCUUUGACUCUGCCCUGUGGACCUGAGUCUUAACAUUUCAUACCAACCCACCACACUGCUGAUCCCUACCAAGGCGGGUGAUGUCCCCAGCACUCAAGGCUGACAGGUCUGAGGCUUUAGUUCAGACUGUUACAGAGAGCACACAGAGGAUCAACAAAUCAUAUGAAAAAGAACUUUGUGGUACCUAGGGGUCAGAGACUGCAAGGUGGGCUCUGAACCCUGAGAAUGACUCUGAGACUACACCUAGGUUGGAUGGGAAAGAACACUGGGAUUGAUUGAUGAUGUCUGUCCUGGAUGUCAGCAUGACAGCCUCAGUUCCUGAGCCUUGUGUUUGCAAUGUGAAGGAGGUAACAAAAUGCCUAGAAAGACGCUUGGCAUCACUCGUAGUGCUCAGGGGCAGGCUGGGGUGGUGGGGAUCACCUGUCCCAGCAGUUGUUUAGGGAGUCAAAGGGGCGGUUCUAGAGGAAGGCUUUUGAGUGGGUGUCUGGUUGGGGCAACUUGCAUCUUGUUGUCAUGUUUGGCUGAAUCCCUUCUUCUGCCUCCAAAACAAAGUACAUAUGACAAAUGUCAUAAGCAAAAAGCAGGGACAUCAACUGGCAUUGGCGUGUUUAAGUUUAGGAUGCCUUAGAGGGUGUGUGGUCUCCAGACCAGGCAACUCAGCUGUUUUGCUGACCACUCUAAACGAGGACAACUUCAACCAAAACCUGUGUUCUGACUUUUCCCUCCCUGUUGAACACUCUUCAUCUUGGGUCUCUCCUUGGUGCAUUCCCAGCUCAGGAAACCAUACCAUCCAGCACCGGUUUGAACAUUGUGUGUCAGUAUAGAGAGAGCACAACGUAUAGAUUUGACAAGGGCCGUCACAAAGAGAACCAAGUAAUUAUAAAAGAGAAAUCAUAACACUGGAAAACUGGCAUUCACUUGGAGAUUUAAGUAUUCUGUCAAUAAAUAUUUAUUAAUCAAUCACUAUUCUGCCUUGACUGAGUACUGAAGACAGAUUUAUGGGCACGGAAACACGCUGCCCUGACCUUCACACUGUCCUGUCUGACAGAGAUAUACCGUCAAAGCACUAAUAGUGAGGUGAAGUGCCAUCGGUGCUGGGUGGACAGUGGUGUGGGGACACGUAGCAGAAAUAAAUGGGGUCUUAGCUGAGAAAGAGGAUUGCCUUCCAAGACAAGGGACAGAGUAGAGCCAGGGCCAGUGACCAUGAGGCCAGAGGCCAGCAAUUAUUAUUGUUCUGUUCUUAUAUUUGAAAUUAUAGUGAAACUACACUAAGGGCAUUUAAAAAAAAAUGAAUCUCAUAAUAAAACUGAUCAUCUCCAUCG
Molecule: messenger RNA, 3529 nt
Organism: Apodemus sylvaticus (European woodmouse)
Lineage: Eukaryota; Metazoa; Chordata; Mammalia; Rodentia; Muridae
Gene: Slc2a9
Product: solute carrier family 2 member 9
Exons: 12
Coding region: 164-1780 (538 amino acids)
Biological process (GO): monosaccharide transmembrane transport
Cellular component (GO): membrane
Molecular function (GO): hexose transmembrane transporter activity
Source: RefSeq, a predicted model, not a curated record